This is a messenger RNA of Penicillium hordei, 297 nucleotides long. RefSeq lists its product as uncharacterized. Bases 1 to 297 code for a protein of 98 amino acids. The transcript has a single exon. The record is from RefSeq and is a predicted model, not a curated record. NCBI's taxonomy places the organism in Eukaryota, Fungi, Ascomycota, Eurotiomycetes, Eurotiales, Aspergillaceae.
AUGGAUUGGGAAGAUAUUGACAAGAAAAAAAUCCCUCAAUCCGAGCGGCAGCCUACAAUUCGCCAAUCACGCAAGCCGAUCAUGCAAGCCAUCAAUUUCAUGGAUGUUUGCGAUGUCUCAGCUCAGCGUCAGACCUCCUUGAGGCAUUUUUGCGGUUGGAUAGAGAGCGGAAGCGGGUCUAGCGAGCGACUCACCGGCUAUUCAAUCAGGGGUCGUCUGAAAGAGCAGAGGUGGCCGUUCUGCGGUGUGCUGCGUGGCAUUCGCAAACCGAAGCCUGAGACAAAGAGCGGCCAGUAG